UUCAAUCGUACACAUUGUUUAGAAGCGUUACCACUCCAACCCAUCCUGCGCAGCGUGACGCGCUGAAGUACGUCUGCAGCCUCAUCUUCAUUCGGCUAGCAGGAAGUAUGUUGAAUAGGUGGGAAGAAAAAAGACCGAGAAGAACCAAAGUCGGUGGUUGAUCUAGGGAAAAAAAUCCAAAUGGCUAGUCAAUGAGCUUGUUAAUUUCGCGCGCUCAGAUAGGGUUUCGAUCACCCCACUCAUUAUCGUCUCGGAACGGAUUUGUAACAGGUUAGCUGUAGGGUUCAACUGGGGCAGAGGGGAAACUGCAUAAUGGUAUUCCAUUCAGACAAAAUGUAGGUCUGCUCCAAGUGACCAGUCACAGCCUGGACGCACACUCACUGCGCUGCUCUUGCGGGGUUGGAAUUGAAUGGCCAAGAGGAGAGAAUAUCUGUGAAUCAGUGCCCAAGCCGAGGAGGACAACGACGAGCCGGUCGAAGACGAGAGGGACUACGGACUAGCCCAGGACCUGUCCGACACGGGCUUCCGGACUCACCUGAACAACAGCGGGAUGAUGGGCCACGACCACGACGGCCAGAACGACAAGCAGAAAUCGCCCGGAUCCGAGGACGCCUGGGACCGCCCGUUCAAGUGUGACCUGUGUGACCGCACCUACAGACACCACGGUAGCCUCGUGAACCACAAGAAGUCUCAUCAAGAGGGUGCGUUUAAGUGCGCCAGUUGUUACAAGCAGUUCAAUAACUUAGCAGCCCUCAGCGCGCACGAGCGCACCCACUCCAAGUUCAAGCCCCCGGGCUUGUCUAUGAGCGGCGGACUCGCCGACAGCCAGUCAGAUAGCCGCGCCCCGCAGAGUGACGACAUGGCCUCCUGCUUCUGCCACCUCUGCCAGGUAGCCCUGCCCAACAAAAAUGACUUCCAAGAGCACAUUCUCUUGCAUAACGCUGCCUCCUCCUCUCUGGGGCUUACCCGGGGCUUCCCGGGCAUUGUGCCACAUAACCUGAGCACGGUCCGCUCCCCUGGCGUGCACCCAUACACCCCCACUCUCGGGGACCCCCUGCCGCUGCCCCCCUUGACCGACAAGCGCUACGACCAGAUGCUUGGCCCCCCAGUGAACAACCCCAUAUACACUUGUGCGUACUGCGGGGCCGGGCACCCUGACCUGGAGAGCCUGAAAGUUCACUACCUGACUCAUGACCCGCACCCCCCGCCGCACGCCCAAGAGGGCCCCUCGAUCCUGAACACUGACAGCCUGGGCUCCAACUCCCAGCCGUCGGUGUCGUCCCCCGGAGCAGGUGAGUCUCGGGGGGGCCAGCAGUCGUCCUCAGUGGACGACGGCGACCGUAGGUUUAAGUGCAAUGAGUGCGGCAAGAGCUACCGCCACGCCGGCAGCCUGGUGAACCACAAGCGCUGCCACCAGACGGGGCACUACCAGUGCACGAUCUGCUGCAAGCAGUACCCGCACCUGGCCGCCUUGCACAGUCACCUGCGCAGCCACAAGACCCGGCCCACCUCGCAGGGCCUCAACAACGAGGGCGACUGGCUGUCCCCUGAGCCCCUCACGCUGGACUCUCAGCAGGGCUUCGUCCACUCCCAGGACCAGGGCAGCGGCGCCACCACCCCCAUCUCCCUGCCGGGCAACCUGGGCGACGCCGCCCACUUCGUGCCUGACGGCGGCCACAGCAGCGGCCUGGACUCGCUGGAGUUCCACGACCGCUUCGACGGCUCGCUCUCCCAGGGUAACUCGGGCCACUCCCCGCUGCCCCAGAGCCACCGGCAGGCCGACCGGCACAUGUGCGCCGACUGCGGCGAAAUGUACUCCGACAUCUCGGGCAUCAAGUCCCACAUGUGCCCGCAGCGGCGCCAGCAGCAAGGCGGCAUGUCCAACGGCUACAUGGGCUACCACGGCCAGGGCGGCUCCAUGCCCAGCGGCAGCAUGAAGGACUCUGGCGGGCAGAGCCGAGGCCAGGACCAGAUGCAGUACAGCGGUGGCGGCGGUGGCCGAGGUGGCAGCGGGGGCGGAGGAGGAAGUGGCGGUCACUCACACGGAGGUGGUCACGGAGGUGGCGGAGGCGGCGGCAAGCGCAUGGACAACAAGGGCGGGGACGAUGACGACGACGGAGAGGUGUACCAGUGCUCGGUGUGCGGCAACCACUACGCCAGCCUGCGGGCGCUCCGCAGCCACCUGCGUAGCCACGGCAACGCGCAGGGUGGCAACCAGGGCGCCGGGCCCUCCGCCCUGUCCCCCACCAGCGAGCAGGAGUGGCGCCGGCGUCAGGAGGGCGGCGAGAGUGGCGGCCUGAUGAUCUGCAGCACCUGCGGACAGAGCUUCUCCCGCAAGCAGGACCUGGUCAACCACCAGCAGCUGGUGCACGGCAUCACGCGCCCCGACGGCGCAAGCAUGGGCGCCAGCAGCUCGUCCAGCAACGGCAAGAUGGACGGGCGCAACAGCCACAUCUGCGUCGACUGCGGCAUGAUGUUCGCCGACCGCCACCACCUGAUCACUCACUUGUGUCCGGGCAAGCCCAGGGGCAGUGGGGCACUGGGGAAAGGCAUGAAUGGGGCCAAGGGCAUGACAGGGGGCGCAGGCACCAGCAGUGGGCUGCCCGGUGACCACCGGUCGUUUGGCGACGGCGAGCGCCCGCACCGGUGCGACCAGUGCGGCAGGAGCUACCGACACCCUUGCUCUCUGCUUAACCAUAAGAAGUCGCAUAAGACUGGUGUCUUCCGAUGCCUGGUCUGCCAGAAACGCUACUACAACCUGCUGGCCCUCAAGAACCAUCAGAGGACCCACUUUGACCUUAAAAGUAGGCACAAGUGCGAGGAGUGCGGCAAGGCUUUCAAGAUCCAGAAGCAGCUGGUGAACCACCUGAGGCUCCACGAGGAACACCGCGCCAAGAACCAGGUCCGCCAAGGCAUGAAUCCCAACGGAGGCCGCUACGAGGGGGGCCCGUCCCAGAUGCAGCCCAUGAACCAGGGCCGCGUCCAGAACCCCGGGAAGUACCAGCACCACGGGCAGCAUGGUCAGCACAGCCAGCACGGCCAGCACAUGCACCAGCAGCACGGCCAGCACGGCCAGCACCAGGGCUUCAAGAAGCCCUACGAGGGCGGCCCGGGGACUUCGCGCCCGCCGAACCCCGACGACCCCGAGGGCCGGCGCCCGUUUGCCUGUGACCAGUGCGGCCGCACCUACCGCCACGCCGGCAGCCUGGCCAACCACAAGAACCUGCACAAGACGGGCGAGUACCACUGCAACGUGUGCAACUCCACCUACCCGAACCGCCUGGCCAUGAAGAACCACCUGCGCAUGCACUUCGCCAUGAAGAAGUUCACCUGCCCCGAGUGCGGCCGCGGCUUCCGCACGCAGCGUCAGCUGGAGACCCACACCUCCAACCAGCUGUGCAAGGACCUGCCAGGCCCCAGCGGCCAGGGCCCCGUGGCCGACUACGAGUGCGACGGCUGUGGCGAAGGCUUCGCCACGGCCACUGACCUGGCCUCGCACGACUGCCACGCCUCCCAGAUGCCCUCGUCCUCCGCCUCCCUCAACAGCUCCAGCCUGAGCAUGGAGACGGGCGAGCUGGGCUCCCCGGAGCGCGACGAGCGCCCCUUCGCCUGCGACCUGUGCGGCUGCUCCUACAAGCACGCCAGCAGCCUGCUCAACCACAAGAACACGCACAAGACGGGCAACUUCAGCUGCUCCUUCUGCGACAAGCCCUACACCAACUACAUGGCCCUGCGCAACCACAUGCGCAUCCACACCCAGAAGAAGCGGCACAUCUGCAACACGUGCGGCAAAGCCUUCCGCCUGGCCCGCUUCCUCCGCAACCACCAGAGGGUCCAUGAGGAGGGCCACACUCGCUUCGGCUGCCCCAGCUGCGGGAAGAGCUUCCAGGGGAGGUCGGGCCUGGCCCGCCACCGCUGCGGGGACAACCAGGUAGGCAAGGAGGGCAGGAGGAAGGCCGCAUCAAGCGCGCGAGAGGGAGAAGAGUGCCGGUUCACAUGUGAACAGUGCGGCCGCUCCUACCGUCAUGCCAGCUCCCUCCUCAACCACAAGAACACCCACACCGUCGGCAUCUACCACUGCGCCGUGUGCCUCAAGACCUACUCCAACCUGCUGGCGCUCAAAAACCACCGGCGCAUCCACUCCGAGACGCGGCGCCACCGCUGCCCCGAGUGUGGCAAGGCCUUCCGCGUCUCCUCCCAGCUGCAGAACCACCGCCGCGUCCACCUGAAGGAGCGUGAGCUGGCCUGCACCCUGUGCCAGCGUAGCUUCCCCAGUCAGGCCAGCUUCCGCCUCCACCAGGAGAUGCAGCACGGCAUCGCCCGCAAGCAGCCCCAGCAGCAGCACCACCACCACCACCACCACCACUCCCACUCCUCCGGCGGCAGCGGCGGGGGGGGGAUGUCUCAUGGUGGUGGUGGCGGAGGAGGAGAUUUGGGCUGGGGCUCUGGGCUUGACCUGACUCUCAUGCAGGCCCAGGGCCUGGACCCCAACGGGCUGCCCAAGCUGACGCCUUCCCUGCACGGCCCCGGGGGUAGCGGCUCGUCCCGCGGCCGUGACGGGGAUGCGUCGGGCUCGGGGUCCUCGUUGCGCAAGGCGCACGUGUGCGACCAGUGCGGCCGCGGCUACCGGCACGCCAGCUCGCUGCUCAACCACAAGAACAGCCACAAGACGGGCACCUACUUCUGCAACUCGUGCCAGAAGGAGUUUUCCAACCUCAUGGCCCUCAAAAACCACCGCCGCAUCCACACGGAGCCCAAGCGCUACCAGUGCCCCGACUGCGGCAAGUCCUUCCGCGUCUCCACCCAGCUCAUCUGCCAUCGCCGCAUCCACACCAAGGAGAAGCCAUUCUCGUGCCAGCAGUGUGAUAAGCGCUUCUCCAGCAAGUCCAACCUGCGCCACCACCAGAAGGUCCACUGGAGCAGCCCGGCGCCCACGGCCAACACCAACACCACCAGUUUGGGCAGCAUGGGCGCCGCCAACUACCUGGGUAUGCCCGCGGGCCCCUUUAUAUAACCCAAACACACACACACACACACACCAAUACACACACACACAGAGUGUCUGGUGUCCGGCUGAGAGUGUGUGUGUGUGUGUGUCCAUUGAGGGUUGGGGGAGGAAAGAGUGGGAGAUUGGAGGAUUGUGUGUGUUUUUGUUUGUUUUGUUUUCUAUCGGGGUGGCUUUGGAUUUAGACAUGCCAAGAGUUUAGCUCUGUGUUUAUUUUUAUUCCCCCCCACCUGUGUUUGUAUUAUUAUUAUUAUUAUUAUUAUUAUUCUUUUUUUUUUUUCUGGGGAAGUGCCAAAAGUGCCCCUCUGCCCCCCUCCUCCUGCCACCUCUCCACCUCUCCACCCUCCUCAUCCACCACUCAUCUUUGGUAGCAUCUAGCCUCCGCCCCAUUACUGUCAGACUCUCGCAGAGCAGGGCAUGCUGGGUAGGCUCACAGGGCCCCGACAUGCUCGACACCCAGGAGUCACCAUGGACUGUGUGUGAAUGUGAGCAUGCGUGCGUGCGUGUGUGUGGGUGGCUGUGGUCUCGGGUGGGGCGAGGUGUGGGUUAUCAAGGCCCUUUAGGACUGGUGGUUUAAAUGAACUCAGGUUGGACCUGCAUGCGCCCUCCCCCACACAAAAUAAGAUAACCUCAUCCCGUCACCGUGGCGACCGACCUUACCUCUGCAUUCCCAUGAUGCUCUGCCCGAUGGCCUUCUGGUUGUGGGUGGCCGCCUCCCCUGGAUAAAAUCCCCCCCCCUCACUUUGUUUGUUUUGGUUUUGUAGGGCAAGCUUUAGACUGUUGUUUGGAGCCCUUAACAUGAACUGGGUUGUAAAACUGCACAAGCUAAAGCAGCCGUUAUGGAGGAGGACUCUCGGUUGCGUGUUAUGCGACGCGACAUGGCCAGCAGCUGGUCUAUGAGACCCUGACUGACUUGUCAGCAAAGGGACAAUGCCCUUAAGUAAAUGCCGAUGCCUUUGUGAUGUUGGUGGUGAAGGAAGGAGUGGGGUCACUGUAGCUUCUCCCAAGUCAAUCAAUGAACUACCAUGGAGUCAAAAACAAAACGCGUCCCAAUCAGAUUAGGUGUACAAAAUAUUUACGUUUGUAAAAUGUUUUUGUCAUCACAUUUCAUCCCACACUCUGUCCAAUUUCUCCUAGACGAAGCCUUGUGCAUUAUGCGUUUCUUAUACGUACAUAUAUAAAUAUAUAAAUAUCUAUAUUACGAAGAAAUCAUGGUAAUAACUAACAACUUCCAAACAAAAUCUUGUAGGCACUAGUAAUAAUGUUUGACAUUGUAUAGUGUUUCUUUUUUAAACUGAAUGCUGUGGACAGAGGUGUCGUAUUCUCUGUUGUGUAGAACUGUACUGAGGGUGGGGUGUGUUUCUUUUAAGUUUUUUUUUUUUUUUUUUUCUUUUUGUAAUCCCUUUUGAUGUUCUAAUUUUUUCUAACUUGUGUGUUUCUUGCAGCACGAAGAUGAGCUUCAAACCGUAUAAUUCUGCAGAUGACAGCAUUGCGCUUAUUGGGUUCACCGUGUACCUCCCCUAUUAUUUCAAUAUGUUGCUCUGAACCCAUACUUCUAAAACCUGCGCCAAACUAGUUAGUGUAUAGAAAGGAUAGGUUGUGCUACAAAAAAAAUAGGAAAAAAAAAGACAAAGGAAAAAAAAAAGAAAAUGUAUAUUGAUAGGCCUGUGCCAGCAUUUGGUUUUACCUUGUAUUGUAUCGUACUUCUCACUGUAUUAUUUGCAGGAAGACUUUUAUAUAAAAAAAGAUCACUGUAGUACGCGUUUUAUUUAUAUUAACACUUUUAACUGAAAAGAGAAAAAAAAAACGCUAGUUUUAGAACCUCCCAUGUUAGGAGCUGUGUCGUAGCAGAUCCUAUUCCCCAACCCUCUUCCCUCAUCUUAGCUCGCUUCCUGUGACAUGCAUUCUUCGUAUACACGUGACUACGGAGCCGGAGGUGACGGACUCCUAAUGAACACUCGUUACAGUGACUGUGCCCUCCAUCCUCUAAACUCUUUGUUAUGCUUUUAAAGAAGAAGACGAAAAAAAAAAAAAUGUUGUCUGUCCCUUGUACAAUAAAUCGGGGGAGCGUUAUAAUGUGUGUUUUUUGAUUGCAGUACGAUGAGUAUUAAACGGAUCACUGUAAUGUU
This is a messenger RNA of Alosa sapidissima (American shad), 7134 nucleotides long. Its product is annotated as zinc finger protein 646. Gene Ontology annotation, cellular component: nucleus. The transcript has 6 exons. Bases 551 to 5014 code for a protein of 1487 amino acids. NCBI's taxonomy places the organism in Eukaryota, Metazoa, Chordata, Actinopteri, Clupeiformes, Clupeidae. Gene Ontology annotation, biological process: regulation of transcription by RNA polymerase II. The record is from RefSeq and is a predicted model, not a curated record. Gene Ontology annotation, molecular function: DNA-binding transcription factor activity, RNA polymerase II-specific; RNA polymerase II transcription regulatory region sequence-specific DNA binding.